AUGAGUCGGAGAACUCGACGCUGGAUUUUAAGAGUUUUACUUUGUCUGGGAAUUGUUUACCUGAAAAUUGGGGGCUUCUCAUCUGUGGUGGCCCUCGGAGCGAGCAUAAUCUGUAAUAAAAUCCCCGGUUUGGCACCCAGACAGCGGAUUAUUUGCCAGAGUCGCCCCGAUGCUAUUAUAGUCAUUGGAGAGGGCGCGCAAAUGGGCAUCAAUGAGUGUCAGUUCCAGUUCAAGAACGGGCGCUGGAACUGCUCGGCCCUGGGCGAGAGGACCGUCUUUGGAAAAGAGUUGAAAGUGGGAAGUAAAGAAGCUGCCUUUACGUAUGCCAUCAUAGCAGCCGGAGUGGCCCACGCCAUCACCGCCGCCUGCACACAGGGUAACCUGAGUGACUGCAGCUGCGACAAAGAAAAGCAGGGUUUCUAUAGCAGGGACCAAGGCUGGAAGUGGGGAGGCUGCUCUGCAGACAUCAGCUACGGCCUGGGCUUUUCUAAAGUGUUUAUUGAUGCCCGGGAAGUCAAACAAAAUGCAAGGACGCUCAUGAACCUUCAUAAUAAUGAGGUGGGACGCAAGGUGCUGGAGAAGAACAUGCGACUGGAAUGCAAAUGCCACGGAGUGUCAGGCUCCUGCACCACCAAAACCUGCUGGACUACACUACCAAAGUUCCGUGAGCUUGGCUACAUUCUCAAGGAGAAAUACGGCAAUGCGGUUCAAGUAGAACCGGUCAAAGCCAGCCGCAACAAGCGCCCUAAAUUCCUAAAAAUCAAGAAGCCAUAUUCUUACCGGAAGCCCAUGGAUACAGACUUGGUGUACAUAGACAAGUCACCAAACUACUGCGAGGCAGAUAAGGUGACGGGCAGCUUGGGAACACAAGGGCGGGUAUGCAACAAGACUAUAUCACACAUCAGCGGCUGUGACCUGAUGUGCUGCGGCCGCGGCUACAACACACACCAGUACUCCAGAGUGUGGCAGUGCAAUUGCAAGUUCUUAUGGUGCUGCUACGUGAAGUGCAACACAUGCAGUGAGAGGACAGAGGUGUACACCUGCAAAUGA
This is a messenger RNA of Nerophis lumbriciformis (worm pipefish), 1050 nucleotides long. The record is from RefSeq and is a predicted model, not a curated record. Lineage: Eukaryota; Metazoa; Chordata; Actinopteri; Syngnathiformes; Syngnathidae.